Molecule: messenger RNA, 2565 nt
Organism: Dichomitus squalens LYAD-421 SS1
Lineage: Eukaryota; Fungi; Basidiomycota; Agaricomycetes; Polyporales; Polyporaceae
Product: N-terminal acetyltransferase A, auxiliary subunit
Exons: 15
Coding region: 1-2565 (854 amino acids)
Biological process (GO): N-terminal peptidyl-methionine acetylation
Cellular component (GO): NatA complex; cytoplasm
Molecular function (GO): identical protein binding; protein-N-terminal amino-acid acetyltransferase activity
Source: RefSeq, a predicted model, not a curated record
AUGCCUCCUGCUGGGAUUUUGCCGAGUAGAGCGCUCCCAUUGAAGGAGUCUGGUCUCUUCAAGGAGGUCCUCCACUACUAUGAAGACAGGCAACUGAAGAAGGGCCUCAAGACUGCGGAUGCUAUCCUCAAAAAGUUCCCUAAUCAUGGUGAAACCUUGUGCAUGAAGGGACUCAUCCUCACACAUCUCGGCCGGCGCGAGGAAGGCCUCGAACUCGUGAAGCAGGGCGUCCGCCUCGAUCUCACCUCGCACAUAUGCUGGCAUGUCUUUGGCCUCAUCCAGAAGGGCCAGAAAAACUAUGAAGAGGCUCUUAAAUCUUACACUCAAGCCUUGCGCUUUGACAAGGAAAACAUGAACAUCCUCCGCGACGCCGCGCAUCUGCAGACGCAGUUGCGGCUCUACGACGGGCUUGUCGAGACCCGCCACACCCUCCUCAGGCUACGGCCUCAGCUCCGUCAGAACUGGAUCGCACUCGCCGUUGCGUACCACCUGAGCGGCAACCUCGCAGAGGCGAAGAGUGUGCUCGAACAGUAUGAGCGCAUCGUCAAGAAUGUGCCCGACUACGACGUCGAGAUGUCCGAGAUCCUGCUAUAUCACGUCCGUGUCUUGGAGGAGCUCGGCGAGUACGCGGACGCGCUCUCGCUCCUUGACGCCAAUGCCAAGUCGCGCGCUAUCAUCGACCGGGUCGCGAUUCAGGAGUUCCGAGCGCGAAUUUUGUCGAAGGCUGGUAAGGACGAGGCGCAGCAGGCGUGGCAGGGGCUCAUCGAGCAGAACCCGAACUGCUGGGAUUAUUAUAAGGGGUACCUGGCAAGUCGCGGAAUUGACCUCGAGGCUAUCACGGACGAGCAACGAGAUCAAGCUCUGCACAGCUUGCACGACUUCUCGGCCCAAUUUCCUAAAGCAUCCGCCCCACUCCGAAUAGCACUUGAGAUCGCUCAAGGAGACAAAUUCACCAAGCUCGUCCAGCCCUACCUCAAGACUCGCCUCGAGAAGGGCGUCCCCUCCCUUUUCGCCGACCUCAAGUCCCUCUAUCGCUCCUCCUCAAAGCGCGACACCAUCGAGCAGACUGUCACCUCCCUUCUGUCGACGCUCGUCCACCCCGCAACCUCCCCUUCGCCGCCCGACACCGACCCCACAGAGUACAUAUGGGCGCUUUACUACCUGGCACAGCAUCACUCGUUCUUGGGAAGUCACAAGAAAGCGAUCGAGCUGCUAGAUGAGGCGAUUGGACACACGCCGACGCUGCCCGAGCUGUAUAUGUUCAAGGCGCGUGUCCUGAAGCGCGCGGGGGACCCCUUCGGAGCGGCGAAGAACAUGGAUUUGGCGAGGACGCUGGAUCUGCAGGACCGGUUCUUGAACACGAAGGCGGGCAAGUAUCGCCUGAGGGCAGGGUUGAUCGAUGAGGCGGUCGAAGUGUUUGGGCUAUUCACAAAGAAAGAUGCCCCGAGCCCGUCGCAGGACCUGGAAGACAUGCAGUCGCUGAUAUACCUGACCGAGGAGGCGGACGCGCAGCUGCGUAAUGGGAACCUCGCGAUGGCGCUGAAGAAGUACGAUGCGAUCCAUAGGAUCUUUGAUGUCUUUGAGGAUGACCAGUUCGACUUCCACGGGUACUCCGUGCGCAAGUUCACGAUCAACAUCUACCUGAACUUGAUCAAGUGGGAGGACAACUUACGGUCACAUCCUGCGUACGUCCACUCAGCCAUCGAGGCUUCUCGAAUACUCGUCAAAGUACACGAUGACCCGUCGUUAGCGACAAAGCCUUCGUCUGAGUCGGAACUCUCCAAGAAGCAGAAGAAGAAGGCGAAAAGAGCCGAAAAGAAGGUCCAGGAGGAGGCCAAGAAGGCUAACCAGAACUCCGCUAACGAGGACAAGGGCCUUGAUAUCGGUCCACUCAAGGACGAAGAUCCGGAUGGCACGAAGCUCCUGCAAGCGUCGGACCCGCUCGAGCGUGCAGCAAAGGUGCUCAAACCUCUAACCACGAUGGCUAAAGAUAACAUCGAUGCGUGGCUCGCAAUCCACGACGUCGCGGUCCGGCGGAAGAGAUAUCUGCAAGCCAUUCAGGCUCUGAACCGCGCACAUGCAUUGAACGCAGACUCACCAGAACUGCAUUUCCGUCUGGUUGACUUCCAGCGAAGAUACAAGCCGUCCGAGAACGCCGCCUCUGCCGCUUUGUCAGCGAUUCAGAAACUCAUACCGGAUGAAGUAUCGCUGGAGGUAUUCAACUCGCAAUACCUCCAGCGCCAUUCCUCACGAGCAGACGCGGUCCUUGCCGCCACGAAGGUCUCGCGGACGCUCGGCGCUCCUCGAGAAGAGGUCGAAGCGUCGAUCUUCACCGCGCUCAAUGCCGAUACAGAGCUCAAACUAGAGACGGCUCUCGCGAUCGUCGCGUUCCUGACCGAGAUCCGAUCGCAACGGGCAGAGGAGUUCCGAGCAGCCUGUAGAGCGAAGUUCCAGCUCUCAACGCUAUUUGUGCCUCCAGAGGACCUCGCUGCUGCGCAGAAGGCCGUCGUGCAGAAGGACCCAGUGGCGGACGCGGUCGAAGAGAAGGCGGAGAUUAUAAGCUAA